This is a messenger RNA of Tetrahymena thermophila SB210, 2580 nucleotides long. RefSeq names its product EF hand protein. The record is from RefSeq and is a predicted model, not a curated record. NCBI's taxonomy places the organism in Eukaryota, Ciliophora, Oligohymenophorea, Hymenostomatida, Tetrahymenidae. The transcript is spliced from 2 exons.
AUGUCUGAAGAUUAAUCUAUUUUUAGCAAACUUUUAGCAAAAGACAAACUCAUAGAAGAGCUUAGUGCUUAGGUUAAGAUACUGUAAGAUGAAAAAACUUCUUUAGAGUACAUGCUAAUGAAAUCUUCUGAGUAGAUUAGAAAGAUAUAAGAUGAAAAUGAGACUUAAGCUAGCAAUAGAAGUGAUAUUUAUAGAGAAUAAGAGAAAUUAAAUGCUGAUAUAGAACUGUUAAAGAAAUAAGUUUUACUUGAAAGAAUGAAUGCUUAAAAUUAUGAAAACAUAAUUAAUAGCUAAAAUUCAGAAAUUUAGAAAAAAAACGAAUACAUCUUAAAAUUAUCAGGAUCUAUUAACAAUGCUUAUAAUGUGAUUAAAAUAUAUUAAAAUUUUGAAAAAUAAAAAAAUGAAUGUGAAGAAUAGCUUAAGAAGUAAAAAAAGAAACUUAAAAAUAGCAAGAAAGAACAAGAAAAAAUUAGAUAAAAGUUAGCAGAUUAUUGUGAUAUUUAAUAAUGUAAUGGUGGAGAUUUUGAUGCUGCAUAAAAAUUAGGAGAAAUAAUUCAGGAUAUUUAGAAUUUGAAAAAAGAAAAGUAAAUUUUAUAGGAUCAAAUAGAAGUUUUAAAUAGCGAAAGCUUAAAAUUAAAGAAGGAAUGUGAUGAAUAAAAAAAUAUAGCUAAUGCUUUAAAUAAAAAAAUAUCUUAUUUGAAAAUAGAGAAUUUGAGUAUAAAAAAUAAGCUUGAACAUGCAAAUAACGAUUUAAGACAUUUAAACUCAUCUUAAUCUCAAGAAAGGUAACAGUCUACUUUAAAAGGUGCUUAAAAUAAUAAUAGCUUUAUUCAAAGAACUAAAUCCUUAGAUAAUAGUUUUAAUAAUUACAACUAGAUAUAAAAAUAUAAAACAGAGGGAUCUGAUUGUAUUUAAAGAUGUUGCUUUGAAUCAAAUUAUUUUUCAUAAGGAAACAUGUAAAGCUUUAAAACAAAAAUAAAUUCUUGUUCUCCUACUCCUAUUGAUAACAACAGUUAAAACAGAAAUUAUUUAACGAUUAAAAAUAUCAGAGAGUUGUAUUAAAAUAAACAUUUAAAUUUGAUGAGCUAAGCAACAGAUUUAUUUUCAACUGAAAAACUCAAUUAUGAAAGCAAAAAAGGCUGCCUAAAUUAAUCUGAUACACAAAAUAUUAUAGGUCUUUAAUAAGAAGUAUCAGAAAAUCUAUCAAGAUAAAAAUCAAAUUCAUAAAUACUAAAUAACUCAUUCAAUCAAUCAAGAUAGUAUAAUUCAUGUAAGCAUACAAGAGAAAAUUCAGGCUAACUUUAAAGCAAUAUCAAUCAAGAUUUUAUUAAUAAUAAUAUUUUGAGCAAUAACAAUUAAAAUAACAAAAAUAGUAAAUCAGAAGAUGUAUUGAAAUAAAUUUUAUUAUAAAUAGAAGAAUUAAUAUUAAAGGAAAAAGUUGAUAAAAACUUGUUUAAGAAUGAAGUAGAAUCUAUUAUUGAGUUAGAGUUGGCUCAAGAUGAUAAAAUUAUGCUGAAUUCCAUAAAUUAAAUUAUAAAAAAUGUUACAGAUUUAUAGGUUUGGGAUAGCUUUAGUGUUGCUUUGUUAGUUUAAAAGCUAAGAAGCUUAAUUUAAAUAAUAUUAGCUAAGUUAAAUAAAACACUAAAGUUAAACUCAUAGUUGUAGCAGCUUAUUUCAAGUAAUAAUCCAACUCAUCCAAAUAACGAUGUUUCUAUUAUUGAGAAAGACAUACUUUCAGGGUUUUCUUAAAUAAUUGAGCAAGUAGGAGGUGUUAAAGAGGAGGAUCUUUCAGAUGAUCAAAAAUCAAGAAAAAUACAGCUAAGUUUAAAUACUAAUCAUAUUUCUAUAAUAAAAGAAUUAGAAGAACCAUAAACUAGCAAAUUAACAGAUGAAACAAUUCUGAUUGAUAAACUAGGUAAAGAAUAAGACUUCUAAAAAUUCGGGUCAAAAAUAAUUUAAUAAGAUGAUAUUAAACACUUAUUAACCGAAUUAUAAGAGUUAAACUAAUCAACAGAUUACAACUAAUAUGUUCAAUUCUUUAUAAAUAGAAAAAAAAAUUAAAGUAAGCAAAAACUCUAGUUGCCAAAAUAAAACUAAUCAAACUAAGAAAAUUUGCAGGUAAAUUAAGAAAAGACUACAAGUUAGUUAACCACAAAGAAUGAAAAAGAAACUUAAACUAAUUCAGUCAUUUGUUAGUGUGCAAUAAACUAAAACUAAGAUAAAAAAGAAAAUAAAAUGAAUAAUCAAUAAGAAAUUUAUGUAAAUAAAUUAAAAGAACAAAUGCAGCUCUAAUUUUCUAAAAAAGUAAAAGAACUUGAGUAAGUCUUGCUCUUGAUAAAAAGCUUUUUAAAUGAUGAAAAAGAAAAUGUUUUCAAUAAUAAUAUAAAUGGUGAAUCACAUUAAAUAAAUAACUAAAUGCAAGACAAGCUCUAAAAAAUAUAUCAAAGCAAUCCUAAUCUAAAGCCCUUCAUAUAAAAUUUUAUAGAUAAAAUUAGCAGCCUCAAAGAAAUUAACUAAUAAUUAUAGCUUGAAAUUAAAAAAUAUUAACUUAGUAAUAAACACAUUAAGCAAUUAAGAUGA